AUGGCCCCACGUAAGCGAUCACGAUUGGCAUCAGGCCUGGAAGACGGAGAAGAAAUUACCGAAGUUGUUGAGGCCCAGGCAUCGAUGGCAAAUGAUACGCAGCCGAGAAAAAAGGUGCGGUAUUCGGCUGGCCGUUCAGCGGAGGCUUCAGGGAGCAGAGCAGCAGAUGCAGAACAAGAUGAUGUCUCCUCGAGCUCGGGCUCCGACAGUGAAAACGGAAAUGGCGACGACGAUGACGGCGAACUCCCCGCGUCCCCUCCUCAGACUCAGUACGAACUUAUGAGAGACAAUGGCUUCCGACAUCUCGAGAACACGGACUGGGACGACCAGCAAGCUACGCAGAAACUGAAGCGCCGCACAACGACACAGACAUUUGACAACAUGGUUGCCGAGAGCGGAAUUAUUGAGAGCAUUACAUGUUUCAACUUCAUGUGUCACGAACGAUUGCAUGUGGAACUUGGGCCUCUGAUCAACUUCAUUGUUGGAGAGAACGGCAGUGGCAAGAGUGCUGUUUUGACGGCCCUGACUCUGUGCCUCGGUGGCAAGGCAAGCGACACCAACAGAGGUGGUAGUUUAAAGUCCUUUGUCAAAGAGGGGCGCGAACAUGGAAGCCUGGUUGUCAAGAUCAAGAACGCUGGGUCCGAUUCUUACCAGCCCGAUACAUACGGCUCAUCAAUCACCAUCGAGCGGCACUUUACCAAAUCGGGCGCCAGUGGUUUCAAGAUCAAGAACGAGCAAGGCAAAGUUGUCUCAGUCAAGAAGCAGGAAGUCGAGGAAAUAUCCGAAUGGUAUGCCCUGCAGAUUGGGAAUCCUCUUACGGUUCUCUCGCAGGAUAAUGCGAGACAAUUUCUGAACGCUGCAAGCCCGGCACAAAAGUAUAAGUAUUUCGUUUCUGGCGUUCAGCUCGAGCAGCUGGACAAUGACUAUAAAAUGUCUCAGGAUACCUUGGACAAGACUCUUAUUCUCCGCGACGAUCUUGACGAGAAGAUAGAUGUUGUCAAGAAGGAGAUGGACGAUGCGCAAAGACUUGCAGAGAUAGCCCAGAAGAACCAGGGUCUCCGUGAGAAAGCAAGGCACUAUAGGAACCAGCUUGUCUGGUCCCAAGUGGUUGAGCGAGAGAGAGAGCUGGAACAACGGAAUGCCGAUAUAACCAGACGAGACAAAGAACUCAUUGAUUGGGAAAGGGACACCGUGAAGGCGUCAGCGAAACUCGACGAAGCUGACGAAAAGCUAGCUCGGGCUCAAGAAGCCCGAGAGGCUCUCAACAGUGAGGAAGAGACUUUCGAAGAGAAAAUGUCAGCGGCAGAGGUUGCAUGGAAUGACGCCAAGAGAAAACAGACAGAACUACAGCGUGAAGAGCGAGAUGCUCAUAUGCGACUCAAAACCCUGCGGUCAGAUAUACAAUCCUGUGAGAACAAGAUCAAAGAGGAAGAAAAUCGCUUGGACAGGUCAUCGGGCUCAGCGCGGGCCGAGAAAGAUCAAGAGCUCUCCGAAGCGCAAGCGAAAGAAAAAGAUGUCAACGAGCAGAUCGCUGAAGCCAAGGCCAAAAUGCCGGCUUUGAAAUCAAAGAUUGAUAAAGCCAAGGAAGCUUGUGAACAUGCGGAUCGUAUCGUGCAAGAUAAACGUAAGGAGGUAGUUAUGGCGCAAAAGGGCGUCAGAGAGCUGGAGCAAAGUAGUGGUUCAGCUUUUGACGGAUACGACCAAGAGCUCCUUAACCUCGCCAGGCAAGUUGAGAAGGAUAGCGGGUUUGAAAGCAAACCGCUGGGACCCCUAGGCACCCACAUUACCCUCCGAAAGCCAGAGUGGGCUGCUCUUCUCGAGAAAACUCUUGGAGAGACUUUGAAUGCAUUUGUUGUAAAGAGCAAAAGAGAUCAUUCAAGAUUAUCAAAUCUCAUCCAGCGACUGGGUCUGAAAAGGCAACCACCCAUCUACAUUGCCUAUGGGAGUUCAAUUGAUACUAGGGCUCAAGAGCCAGAUGCCGAAUUCGACACUAUUCUCAGAGUCUUGGAAUUUGACCAUGACCUCAUUCGGACACAGCUUGUUAUCAAUAACCAGAUUGAGAAGGUCAUCCUGAUCAAGGAGCGUUUAGAAGCAGAGCGAGUGAUGAUUGAUAACGACGGUCCCCCUCGAAACGUGACCGCGUGCCUUUGUUUCCAUGACGGCAAAGGAAAACGUGGCCAUGGUCUAAGAAUCACUAAUCGAUCGGGAAACAUCGGCACUUCUCCUGUCACGCCAUCUGGCUUGCGACCUCGCAUGCGCUCAGACUCAGCCCAGCGAUUGGUUGUGCAAAAGGAGAACCUCAGACAGCUGGGCUUAGAGGUUAAGGAACUCAUGACCGAGGAACGCCAAGCACGUCAACGGCUAGAAGACUAUAAGUCGGAGCUUACGUCGCACAGGACUGAAAUCAGCAAUCUAGAAAGCGAUUAUCGCCGAGUUCAAGCGGAUAUACAGCGGAUAUCACUCGACCUGGAUGCUUUCGAGGGUGUUGACGGACGGCUGGUUGCACUACGAGAAGAACGAGAAGCAAAGCGCAUUGAAGAGGAGCAACUCGGUCUGCAGUACGGCAAUCUGAGACUUGAAAAGCGAGACCUGAGCCAAAAAGCAGAAGAGGCCAAGGCACGUCUCGACGCGGAAAAGGAUGUGCGUAAGGAUCACCAAAGUCGCAUCGCGAAAGCGGACGAUAAGGUCAAGAAGUAUGAAGCAAUGCGGAAAAUCACAGUCGCUGAAAAGAAUGCCGCUUUUGAGAGGCUAGAUAUUGAGCGACACGAAAGAAGACGAGCAGAGACGAGGCGCGAUCAGAAGGUUGCAGAAGUGGCAGAUUUCAUUCUGCAAGCUCAGCAAGCAUCACCGGAUCGUGUUCACAUCCCUGAGGAUGAAACGUAUGAAAGCCUGGAGAUCAAAUACCAACGGGUUUGCGAGCAACUUGCACAGCGAGAGGCUCGGCAAGGAGCCACGGACCAGCAGAUUUAUGACCGAGCCAUUGAGGCCCGGACGAGAUACGAGGAUGUCAUGAAGAAGACGAGGGACGUUGACGAAACUAUUUCAAGUCUGAAGCAAGCAAUUGAGCACCGACUUCACCUAUGGCGACAGUUCCAGAGGCAAAUCAGCGCUCGGAUACGUAUCCAGUUCAGCUACCUUCUCAGCGAGCGUGGAUUCAGAGGCAAGAUCGAUCUCGAUCACAGGGCUAGGCGCGUCAACAUCCAGAUUGAACCCGACAAGACUCGCAAACACUCGUCGGGACGUAACACCAAGACGCUGUCGGGAGGUGAAAAGUCGUUUUCGUCGAUUUGUAUGCUUCUCUCUGUAUGGGAGGCCAUUGGUUCGCCGAUCCGAUGCUUGGAUGAGUUUGACGUCUUCAUGGACAAUGUCAAUCGAGCAAUCAGUACGAAUAUGCUGGUGGAUGCCGCUCGUCGAUCAGUAUCCCGACAGUAUAUUUUGAUUACGCCGAAUGCCAUUGAGGGUCGAGCCAAGCUUGACAAAGAUGUCAAAAUCAUUCGCUUGACUGAUCCUCGCCAACGUACCCUCAUCUAA
Messenger RNA from Trichoderma gamsii, 3531 nucleotides. RefSeq lists its product as hypothetical. NCBI's taxonomy places the organism in Eukaryota, Fungi, Ascomycota, Sordariomycetes, Hypocreales, Hypocreaceae. Gene Ontology annotation, molecular function: ATP hydrolysis activity; single-stranded DNA binding; damaged DNA binding. The record is from RefSeq and is a predicted model, not a curated record. The transcript has 4 exons. Gene Ontology annotation, biological process: double-strand break repair via homologous recombination. Gene Ontology annotation, cellular component: Smc5-Smc6 complex; nucleus; site of double-strand break. The coding region runs from base 1 to 3531 and encodes 1176 amino acids.